AUGCGACACUUUGCCCCGACGGCGCCACUCAUCACCGUCUCCCUCCUCACGCUCAGAGGAGCUCUUGGUCUGGCUUUUGAUCACUCUUACAUUGGAGCAAGAGCUGUGUACAAUCCUUCGACACUCAAUGACAAGUAUGACUUUGUCAUCGUCGGAGGUGGCCUCGCGGGCCUUGUGCUCGCUGGGCGCCUUGCAGAAGAUUCUUCAACCUCUGUGCUUGUCCUCGAAGCAGGAAUCACAGGGGACGAGGUUAUAGACACCAUCAACCACCCUGCCAAUGCCUUUUACGCCGGUCUCGUCAACAGCGACCACGACUGGCAGUGGAAGACGCAGCCACAAUCGGGAGCCAACAACCGUGUCAUGAACUGGCCCGGUGGAAAGCUCCUCGGUGGGUCCUCUGCCAUGAACGGAUGCUACCUCGUCCGACCCAGCAAGAUUGAAAUCGACGCCUGGCAUGAUCUCCUCAGUGGACUCGAUGGCGCCGACAAUUGGACGAGCGACAAGUUUUUCGCCGCCAUGGACAAGUCUGAGACAUUUACGCCCCCCUCGGACGCGAUUCAGGCGACGGGAAAUAUCCACUACGUAGCGAGUUCCCAUGGCUCUUCUGGUCCCAUUCAUGCCACGUAUCCUGCUUACAUGCCAGAAGUCCUUGGCCGAUGGACGGAUACACUCGCCAAUGUUGGUAUCCACACCUCUUCUGAUCCAUCCGGUGGAGACAACACUGGUGCAUUUGUCACCACCUCGACGAUCAACCCGACCAACUGGACCCGCUCAUACUCCAAGACGGCCUACAUUGAUCCCUUCUACCGCCCCAAUUUACAUAUCCUCACCGAGGCUCCUGUCACUCGUCUGAUUUUCUCUGACACCAAAGCCACAGCAGUCGAGUAUGGUCAAGAUAGGAAGACGGUCAACGUUGGUAAAGAGGUUAUCGUCAGCGGUGGACCAAUAGGUUCUCCAGCCAUGCUCAUGAGGAGUGGUGUUGGCCCAAAGGACGUUUUGGACGCAGCCGGUGUGACCACAGUCGUCGAGCUUCCAGGUGUCGGACAACAUCUUCAAGACCAUCUUGCAUCGGCAGUCACCUUUACCACCAAUGUGGAAACGGCAGGCAGUGUCCACGCCAACACACAAGAUCCUCGUGCUACCACACCCGAGUUUUUGUCGUAUGUCAACGACGCUAUCGCAUAUGUUACGGCAAGCGAAUUGAUUGGUGAUGCAUCCAUCUUUAGCAAUGAACUCGCCGGCCAGAUCGACAGUGCUGCGGCGCAAGUUCCCUCGUCAGACUCGUCAGUGAUUGCAGGAUUCAAGGCCGUCUACCAAGCUUCGACCAGGCUUCUCACGACAUCCUCUGGUCAAGUCGAGAUCCUGCUCUCGCUUACUGGUAACGGUAUCAUUGCAGUUCAGGCCGCCGUCCAGAGGCCGUUCAGCCAAGGUCGCCUUUAUAUCAACUCUUCUAAUCCCUUUGAUCCCCCCGUCAUCGACCCGCAUUACAUGGCCAACCCAGCGGACUUGACCCUCCUCCGCGAAGGCCUCAAAAUUGCCCGAAGCAUCGGACAAACCGAGCCGCUCAACGCGUCCAUUACAGGUGAACAAUCCCCCGGAGCAAACAUUACGAGUGAUGCCGACUGGGACGCGUGGAUCCUCAACGACUUCCACACCGAAUACCACCCCGGAUGCAGUUGUUCCAUGUUGCCAAAGGACCAAGGUGGUGUCGUCGACGCUCACCUCAAGGUCUACGGUCUCGACAACGUUCGUGUCGUCGAUUCUUCCGUGUUCCCGAUCGAGUUUGCUGCACAUAUGAUGGCACCCACAUACGGACUUGCCGAACAGGCUGCCGACAUCAUCAAGGCCCAGUACUCUCUUGCGGGUAGUGGCAAUAGUGGCAACGGAAAUGGUGGUAGCAAUGGCGGCUCUGGCUCUGGUAACGGCGGUAGUCAUCCAAACAGCGCCUUGCCUCGCAUCACGGGCUCGUUGACUGCUGGAUUCGUCCUCGUUGGCGUUCUUUGUUCCCUUCUAUAA
Serendipita indica DSM 11827 is the source of this 2016-nucleotide messenger RNA. NCBI's taxonomy places the organism in Eukaryota, Fungi, Basidiomycota, Agaricomycetes, Sebacinales, Serendipitaceae. The record is from the annotation of a GenBank genome assembly.